ACGUGAUUUCCUGUUUGGGGUCAAAGUUCGUGUUGACAUCCGCAGACUCACUCACGGCUAACUUAGCUUCACAAUGGCUGAAUUAGACAUCGGGAAACACUGUCAAAUCAGUUCCUGUAAUCUAAAAGAUUUUCUUCCAUUUGUUUGUGAUUUCUGCAGUGGUAUUUUCUGCCUUGAGCAUAGAAGCAGAGAAGCCCAUUCAUGUAAAGAGGAACCUGUGAAAAAGGAAUCCCAUAAUGCCGGUGGCAGUACAAGCUAUCCAUGCUCAUUUCAAGACUGCAAGGGGAAAGAACUGUUGCCUGUCAUAUGUCCACAGUGCGAAAAACACUUCUGUUUAGCCCAUCGUCAUCAAGAUGAUCAUAAAUGUGAGAAGUUGGAAGUCUCUAAGCCUCGAAUGGCAGCCACCAAAGAGCUGGUGCAAAAGAUUGUGGAGUCGAAGGAGGGAUCUAAACCUAAAGGACGAAGAGGAGCAAAGAACAGUGCAACUGCAGCUAAAGUAGCAUUAAUGAAACUGAAACUGCAUGCUGCAGGGGACAAGGGACUGCCACAGACAGAGAGAACCUAUUUUCAAGUUUAUCUUCCUAAAGAGUCCAAAGACUCCAGCCAGCCAAUGUUCUUCUGUUCCAAAUGGAGUGUGGGGAAAGUGGUUGAUUAUGCUGCUUCUCUAGCUAGUCUGAAGAACAACAAUAAUGUUUUGACAGCUAAGAAGUUGCGAUUAUGCCAUCCUGACACAGGUGAGGCAUUUCGAAUGGAUGACAUGUUGCUGUCUCUGCUGGCUCAACCAGAAUCUCCCCUGUACAAUGGGGGUAAUGUGAUCCUGGAGUACCUGGACAAUGAGUGCACCAGCUUGGAGAAUGUUUCUGAUUAUGUCACACAGUCCUGACCAGUUACAGCAUGAUGGAUUUAUAUAUGAAUUUUUUUAACUUCUGAAUAAAAUAUUGGGAAGAUUCCUGUAUUUAUGUAGCCAUUUGUCAUUACACCACAGUAAUGCAUUUUUUAAAAGAUGGCUGUGUUGAGCUCAAUGAAUGAUGCAGAUGAGAUUUCACAAAGAUGUAAUCUUACGACCCAGGUGGGACUUGAACCCACAAUCCCCAGCUCCGGAGGCUGAUGCCUUAUCCAUUAGGCCACUGGGCCUCUUGUGAAGAUGUUAAUAUAUAUAUCAAUUCAAACAAAAUACGGAGAACCAGUUUGUAUUUUUA
Molecule: messenger RNA, 1199 nt
Organism: Sphaeramia orbicularis (orbiculate cardinalfish)
Lineage: Eukaryota; Metazoa; Chordata; Actinopteri; Kurtiformes; Apogonidae
Gene: zfand1
Product: zinc finger, AN1-type domain 1
Exons: 8
Coding region: 74-883 (269 amino acids)
Biological process (GO): cytoplasmic stress granule disassembly
Cellular component (GO): cytoplasmic stress granule; cytoplasm
Molecular function (GO): zinc ion binding
Source: RefSeq, a predicted model, not a curated record